AGAGCCGAUUUCAAGCGUCAGUUCUUCGAGCGGAAACCUUCGAGCACACAACAACUGCGGUUAUCCUGCUACAUACAGACAAUAUUACCGUUACCGCGGUCACCAUGAAAUUCUCGAAAGUGGCUUGCGUCGUCGUUUUGGCUCUUAUUGCUCACUGUGUCGCUACCAAUGACUCCGAGGACAAUGUCAAACAAAAUAACAAGAGGAGCCUUCCUUCCGCUUUCUCCAUUUCGGGUACAGGAUACGGUGCUGGAAUUCCGUCCUAUUCCCCUGGCAUCGGUCUCGCCUCCUCCGCUGUUCCAGCAGUCGGAUACCCCGCUUCAGUUGGUAUAGGAUACUCCGCUCCGUCACCCUUCGGAUACGCUUCAUCGGUCGGUUAUGGAAUCGCCGCUCCAGCUGGUUACGGGUACGCAGCUCCCUCCGCCCUUAGAAUUUCUGUUCCCGCUGGCCUUGGAUACGCUCCCUCAGCUGGUUACGGCUUCGCCGCUUCUGCUGGUUACGGUAUCGCCGCUCCUACUGGUUACGGUAUCCCGAACAAUGUGCCAACCAGAGUCAUCACGUCCAACCGUGUUGUAUCUGUAUCCGUACCACAACCGUACCCCGUCCACGUGACUCGCCACGUACCAGUACCAGUCGCACAACCGGUUCCCGUAUCCGUGCCCAGAGCCGUUCCGGUCAGCGUGCCCCACCCGGUGCCAGUCGCGGUUAACAGACCGUAUCCGGUAGACGUUCCGAGAGCAGUCCCUGUCAACGUACCCUUCCCGGUUCCAGUUGCUGUAAGGAGACCAGUACCAUACCCGGUACCACAGCCUUACCCAGUGGAAGUCCAACAACCAGUGCCAUACUCCGUCCCGACCCCCGUCAUCGCUCCAGUUUCCAGGCCAAUCAUCGCUACCUCUGUUCCGUACGCCAUUUCUGCUUCAGCCCCGGCCGUCAACUUUGGCGCUCCUGCUUACGCAUCGGGAUCCUACGCCUUAUCAUCAGCUAACAUCGCUUUGAAUGCUCCAUCAUAUGCAUCCACUUCAUAUGGUGUCGGCGUUCCAUCAUACUCGUCCGCUUCAUAUGGUGUCGGCGUCCCAUCAUACUCGUCUGCUUCAUACGGAGCUGCCGCUCCAUCAUACUCGUCCGCUUCAUACGGCGCAGUUGCUCCAUCAUACUCGUCCGAGUCGUACAGCAACGCCUAUCCAUCUUAUUCAGCAACGUCAUACGGCUCAUCUUCCACGAGUGCAUCUGAUUACUCAAGCGUAUCGUCUAGCAGUGGACACAGCGAUGGUCCUUCUUACGGAACUUCGUCAAAAACCUACAGCGAGUAUAAGAAGUAAUUAGAUGUAAAUAAUUAGAUAGUGAUUAGAUAGCAUAGACUGUGUGUAUUUGUUAAAUAUAUGUAACUAUAUUUUAUUUGAAUUAAGCACUCGCUACCUACCAUUGGUAAUAAUUUCAAUCUCAAAAUCGUUCGCUAUGGUAGUAAGCAAAUAUUGCCUAUUUGUUUAUGUUGUUAUUUUUUUAUGUCGUAUUAAAAUUAAACAUUAUACUUGAAAAACAA
Sipha flava (yellow sugarcane aphid) is the source of this 1543-nucleotide messenger RNA. RefSeq names its product anti-sigma-I factor RsgI2-like. The transcript is spliced from 2 exons. Lineage: Eukaryota; Metazoa; Arthropoda; Insecta; Hemiptera; Aphididae. Bases 105 to 1322 code for a protein of 405 amino acids. The record is from RefSeq and is a predicted model, not a curated record.